CUCUCUUUUCUUCUCUCUCUCUCCCUCCCUCCCCCUCCCUCCCUCUCAGUCCUGCGCCCUUCCCUCUGUCCCCUCUCUCUCAGUUGACCCUCCAAGAUUCCCCAUCGUCGGCCUCAUUCGACAUCUGAUCAGCCUUCCCCUCACUCCUCAUUCCUCACUCAGUCCUAGCCCUAUGCCUCCCAAAAAGUCCACCUCGGCUUCCGCUGCUCCUGCCAGGGCUACCCGUGCGUCACUGCGGAGUCGGUCUAAUGCCUCAUCCCCAACCUCGUCUGUCACCACCCCCGACUUCUCAGGAUCGAACGAGGCCAGCCGCAUCCAGUCCGAAGCCUCGAGUCCCAACACCAGCAUCUCCCUACAAAAAUUGGACAUCAACAGCGACGGCGACGAUAAUAGUGUCGACAAAGAGGAGGACGAGGAUGACGAGGAUGACUUCCUACCCUCGAAGGUUAUCACACCAAGCGCCGUAGCCCUAGGCAAGCGACGCAAGGUCGAGGUUUCAGCCUCAUCCAGAUCGACUGAGGGUCCCUGUGCCCUCAAGCGCACAAGAAGUUCAAGCUCCAUGACAUCGAAUCGGAGAUUGAAGACCGAGCGUCCCUCAGAUGACGAGGAUGAAUCGAACAUCGACGGAGUAUCUUCUGAGAGUUCUUCCAAGCCUGAACCCGUUGCGACCAUAACAUCUCGACGACGAAGUAAUGCUGCAUCGGCUUCGUCUAUCUCUAGAACAGCCUCUGCUGCCUCGACGCCGUCGUCUUCGUCAAGGCCUCUGAGAAUCAGACCACUCCGCACUGCGUCUGCAGUACCUACUCCGAUCAAGAAGGAAGAGAGUGACGACGAAGACGAUAACGAUGGUGAUUUUCAAGGAUCCGAAAACGAGUUGUCUGUUGAGGACGAAUCUGAUUCAAGCGAAAGUUCCUCGGAAUCAGAUGUUCCAGCUUCAGCCCCACGUCGAGCAAGGGCGCGCCGUGAACCGAGGCCUGUUGUCAGUUGGGUGGAAAGGAUUAACAAGCAGCUGCUUGAGCACCAUCCGGAACUUGCUCAUGUCUGGGAUGAUCUUGAUAAAGUCACCGUGCAUGUACCAGAGGCAGCCGAGCAACCUGAGGGCCUCAAGUUGAAGCUGCUUCCCUUCCAGAGAGAAGGUUUGGGAUGGAUGCGAAAACAAGAAAAUACUCUGUUUAAGGGAGGAAUCCUCGCUGACGAGAUGGGUAUGGGAAAGACCAUUCAAAUGAUAUCGCUGUUAUUGACAGAGCCUGGCAAGCCAAAUUUGAUUGUAGCACCCACAGUUGCUAUCAUGCAGUGGAUGAGCGAGAUCAAGGACCAUGCGCCAUCGUUGAGCGUUCUUGUCUUUCAUGGCAAUAACCGUACUGAAAGUAUGAAGGAGCUCAUGAAACACGACGUAGUCGUGACAACCUACUCAAUUAUUGAGUCCGGAUACAGGAAACAAAAAUAUGGAGUCAAGCGUGGGGGCAUGACAAUCAAGGAGGAUUCAUUGCUGCACCGCAUCAACUGGCAUCGUAUUAUCCUUGAUGAGGCCCACAACAUCAAGGAACGGUCAUGCAAUACUGCGAAAUCGGCUUUUGCUCUCCAAUCAGAUAGAAAGUGGUCCUUGUCAGGCACGCCUAUGCAGAACCGCGUGGGAGAGUUGUACUCUCUCAUUCGCUUUAUGCAGGCUGAUCCGUAUGGAUACUACUUUUGCAAAAAGUGUCCAUGCAAGUCGCUUCACUGGAAGUACAGCAACCUGAAAAACUGCGACGACUGCGGACACAGACCGAUGGACCACUGUUGUUGGUGGAAUAACGAAGUACUGAAGCCUAUCCAGAACCAUGGCACACAGGGGCCAGGAGAAAUUGCCUUUAAAAAGCUUCGGAAGCUGCUUGAUCGCAUCAUGCUACGAAGAACCAAAGUUGAGAGAGCAGACGACCUGGGUCUCCCUCCAAGGAAGAUGACUGUCAGUCGUUAUCUUUUUAAUGAAGAAGAGGAGGAUUUGUACGAGUCUCUUUUUACGGACACAAAGCGGAAGUUCUCGACCUACGUUGCGCAGGGCACGGUGCUAAAUAACUACGCCAAUAUCUUUGAGCUUCUGACAAAAAUGCGACAAAUGGUCGACCAUCCGGAUAUGGUGCUCAAGAAGUACAAGCCGGGUGAAAUUGGUCUUCCAGAGACUCUUGUGUGUUCCAUCUGUCAUGAAGAGGCUGAAGAUCCGAUUGUGAGCAAGUGUCAUCAUCUAUUCUGUCGCGAGGAUGCCGAGCAAUACAUUACAACGUCCUCCGUGAAGGCACCGGAGUGCCCUGUCUGUCAUAUUGGGCUAGACAUUGACCUUCAGCAGCCCACCUAUGUCAGCGAGGAUGUGAACGGGGAUAACGAAGUCGCCCAUCGAAACUUUGCAAGAACAUCGAUCGUGAACCGCAUCAACAUGGAUAAGUGGCGAAGCUCCACUAAAAUUGAGGCUCUUGUUGAGCAACUUUAUAAUCUUCAGCGUGAAGAUCGGUCUAUAAAGAGUAUCUGCUUCUCUCAGUACGUGACUUUCCUGGAUCUGAUCAAAUGGCGCUUGGAGAAGGCUGGCUUUAAGUGUGUCAAGCUAGACGGACACAUGACGCCGGCGCAGCGUGCUGCCUCAAUUGCAAAGUUUUCGGACGAUCCGACGGUCACCGUAUUCCUAAUCUCCUUGAAAGCCGGAGGCGUUGCCUUGAAUUUAACGGCAGCCAGUCGUGUUUUUAUCUGCGACCCAUGGUGGAAUCCUGCUGCAGAACUGCAAGCUAUGGAUCGCAUCCAUCGUAUUGGACAGUAUCGACCAAUCCUAAUCACUCGUUUGAUUAUUGAGAACUCGAUUGAAAGCAGAAUCUUGCAGCUGCAGGAGAAGAAGCAGGCAAUGGUCGAUAGCACAAUCGGCAAGGAUCCUUCAGCUCUUGCUCGUCUCACUCCUGAGGAUCUUCGAUUCUUAUUCGUGAACUAGAGGCCUUUAUCACGAUUUCCCUAGUGUAUCUUUGUCCUCGCUGAUAGAGCUACAUGAAAUAUCAUUCAAGAUUUACUCAUACUGACCAUACUAUACAUCGAUACGGCGACAUUAAAGUCAGCAGCAAU
Molecule: messenger RNA, 3078 nt
Organism: Gamsiella multidivaricata
Lineage: Eukaryota; Fungi; Mortierellomycota; Mortierellomycetes; Mortierellales; Mortierellaceae
Product: SNF2 family N-terminal domain-containing protein
Exons: 12
Coding region: 173-2950 (925 amino acids)
Molecular function (GO): ATP binding; metal ion binding; ATP-dependent chromatin remodeler activity
Source: RefSeq, a predicted model, not a curated record